Symbiodinium sp. CCMP2456 is the source of this 2835-nucleotide messenger RNA. The record is from the annotation of a GenBank genome assembly. Lineage: Eukaryota; Dinophyceae; Suessiales; Symbiodiniaceae.
AUGCGGCCCCUAGACCAAUUCUUGGGUCACCCCGCCAUGUUCAUCUCGCAUACAUGCUACAUGCCCUUUGGGGCCUCGAGCUACUCGGAACGCCCGAGCCAAGUGCACUCUGGGCUGGACCGGCAACGCGGUUGUGCCGGGAGCCUGCUGAGGCCCUCGAAGGCCUUGAUGCCGUUUGUCGGGGCCGCAGCUUUCUUCAGCCUUUGUUUUCCCGACAGAAGGCAGCGCUGCGGUUCGCAAAGGAAGGUGGCCUGCGCGAACUCGAGCUCAAGCCCAAGUCCAAGUGCGAGCCCAGCCACGAACGGCGGCACGACGAUCUCGGCGACCUCGGCUUCGGCGACGGAUCAGGAGCUGCAGCAGACUUUGCAGGAGAUGCUUGAGCCUGCUCGGAUCUUCCUCUCUUCUGGCCUGGUCGACCGGGCACUCGAGGCAAAGCUGCUUCUUUUGGCAGCUUUGGCUGGGGAACACCUGCUUUUGAUCGGACCGCCGGGAACCGCGAAGAGCUUGCUUUGUCGACGCCUGGCGACCUUGGGCUCCGCCCGUUACUUUGAGAGGCUGCUCACGCGCUUCUCUACCCCUGAUGAGGUCUUCGGCCCUCUCUCGCUGACUGCGUUGCAAGAGGAUCGCCUCGAAAGGAGGGUGGCCCGCUACCUACCGGAUGCCGAGGUGGCGUUUCUGGACGAAGUCUUUAAGGCCAACUCGGCCAUCCUCAAUACGCUCCUGAAUUUACUGAACGAGCGAGUCUACGACAAUGGCGGAGAGCGCUGCGAGUCUCCCCUCUGGUGUGUUGUGGGAGCCUCCAAUGAGAUACCCGCUGAGGGAGACCUUGACGCCAUCUUCGACCGUUUCCUCUUGAAGCGCUUCGUGACGUCUGUCUCCGAUGCACAGGCCCGCGCUCUGCUGGCGGCCGCAGCUGCCCCCACUGAGCAGGCCGUAGAGCCGCCCACGAUGAGACUCAGCCCAGCUUUGGGCCGCGAGGUCCGAGCGGCCGCGUCGCGCGUGGUUUUCCCGCCGCGGCUGCUGCAGAUGCUGGCGCGGCUACGGAAGUUUUUGCAGGAAGAAGUGAGCGGUCCCGUGCACAUCUCGGACCGGCGCUUGGCGAAGGCUGCACAGCUCGUCCAGAUCGUCGCCUUCGCAGCAGGGGGUCGAAGUGUGAGCGAGCUAGACUUGCUCUGCUUGCAAUACGUUCUUUGGGAUCGGGACCCCGAGAUCUCAAAGCAGAUCCGAAACUGGCUCCUGGCUGCCUUCGCUCCGAAAGCCACAGGUGGAGAGGUGGGUGAUAUUCAGGUCGAGGGCGCCGGGAGAUCCGACAUGGACGGCAUCUAUGAAUUCGUGGGUGACCGUAACGGCAAGCGUUCCUACGUGCAGCAAGGAGGUCCAGGGGCGAUUUACUUCGAUCUCUUCUGGAAGCUCUGCGAUGGAACCUGGCCCGGAGGGCCUGGCCGGCCACCGUGGUAUCAGAGCAUCGAAGACAUGGAGGAACUCGAGCCUCCGACGGGUGGUUGGUCGACCUGCUACGCUGCCGCUGAGCCUUCUCCGACCCUUUGGAAAGUUUUGGACGGAAGCGGAAGCUCUGACAACCCCGUCGUGCGUGCCAGCAUCCGGCUGGAGAGCUUGCGGCGUCGUGGGAAGAGGCCGGACGAUUCCCUACAGAAAGAUCUCAGUUCCUUCAUGAAGUCCUUGAAGGCUCUUCGCCUCUCGCGCCUUGAGGUUUUGUCGGCAUUGCAAGCCGUCCUUGCACCUGAAGGCAAUCUUAUGCGCUCUUUUUGGCUGGAGCAGCAGGACAUCGCAGACGCAGAAUCCAUGGUGCUUCCGAGUGCCCACGAAGCCGUCGGCCAAGUCGAGCGGCUCCUCUUUCAGGCCGAGGGAUUGCAGGCCGAGCUGAACAAUCGAGCAGAAGAAACGGCGCCGAACUCUGCAUGUGACAGAGCCGUGAGCGCCAACGCCCCUCUUGCCACGGAAGCCUCCAAUCAGGCCAUUUGCGCGGUGAAUGUGCUGGCCUCUAUUUUCUACUUGGAUCAGGCGCUCGUGGAGAUCUACGGUGCCACCAUGGGCUGCGAGAGAACCGACACCGGUGACGAGCGCAUCGGGUGCGCCGGAAACAUCUUCGGGAUUCUCCAGUCCUUCGUAAACACAGGCAGCUGGAUUGCUGGCCUGGUCACCCAAUGCAGCAAUGUCACGGAUCUGCCAGCCGACUGUGCCUCAGUGGUACUCAGCUUCCCGGGCAACAUCUUCGAGGCGCUGGAAGCCGGGCUGGAUGCGGUGAGCGGUUGCCAACCGGCCCAGGCAGUUCUGAACUCCUCGAGGCGGCUCCUGAGAGAUCGUGGCUGGUCCAAGCGCUUCAACGACUUCACGUCCCCUGCGCCACCGGCGCCGAUUCCGCGGCAGUUGGCACCGGGCCUGGGGUCUCCCGAAGAGAAGCUGGAUGCGGCCUGGUGUCAAGUGCACGUCACGCAGGCCGCCGUGUACUUCGCGCAGGCCGGGGUGUUCAUCGACGUGGCUGCACGGUUCGGCUGCAGGAACACCACGGGUGCCCUGAACAAGGCCAGCUGCGCUGCAACGGUGACGCUGAUCAUUGCGGCCAUCGCUAACGUCGUGUCCUACUUGUCCGGAGCGGCCCAACGCUGCGGUGACACUGUGCAGAUGGGAAUCUGCGGGAGCGAUGCUGGAAGUAUCGCAAAUGCCAUUGCAGGCAUAGCCAACGGAGGUGCAAGUCUGCUUGGAACUUGCCAGCAGAUUGCAUCACAGGGCUGGGAGAAGCUCCAGGAAUUCAGGCAGCUCGAGCAACCACCUGUGCCCGGGUUGAAGUUUGCGCAGCAGUUGAGUUUCGUUUGA